Messenger RNA from Vigna unguiculata (cowpea), 1952 nucleotides. Lineage: Eukaryota; Viridiplantae; Streptophyta; Magnoliopsida; Fabales; Fabaceae. The record is from RefSeq and is a predicted model, not a curated record.
AUUUGGAAGUGCUAAAGAAAUUGUUGAAGUGUAAAGAGAAACAGCAUUAGGUGAAUGAAUUAGGAAACGAUCAUUUCUUCCUGUUCCCUGUUUUUUCUCCUGAUGUAACUUUUGAAAUCCCAAAAUUACCCUAAGAAACCCUAAGAAUCCUAAUGUGAAGUCUUUCCCCUUUUGUGUUGAAGGCGUCGCUGCAUCCCCUUUAUCCCCUGCAACCCAUCUUCUUCAUUCUUCUCCACGAGGCACCACAUCUUGAUUGCAAUAUUGUGUGCACCCAUCUUCUUCAAGACGUUGUGUGCAACCCAUCACGCAGACCUUGCACUGCCGCACCGCUGAAAUAGAAGGAAGUUGCUGACGACGCACCUCCAUCGCCAUUGCUGGUAGAGGAGGACGACGCAACUCGUGAUCCACGGAACUCCAUCAAUAUCUGUCAUUCCUUCUUUCGGUGGAAAAUAACAGUUCAUAAUGGCUGAAAAUAACAACCUUUCAACAAACAUGUCAGUCUUGCGUCAUCAAGACGACCACAUCACGAACCAGAUGUGGGAAGGAAACAAGAGAGUGCUCCAGUCAAGACGCCAUUCUAUCUGGAUUUUGAAAUAUACAGAUCUGAUUGACCCUAGAGUCAGAAUGUUAAUUGAUCAAGCUGGUUUUGGUCACGUUUUGAAAGUGGAUAAUAUGAAGAUUAACCACCUCAUGGUAACAACACUCUGCGAAAGGUGGAGAAUUGAAACUCACACCUUCCACAUGCCACUAGGCGAAACAACUGUCACCCUCGAGGAUGUUUCACUCCAAUUGGGGGUGCCAAUAGAUGAUGAACCCCUCACCAGUGGUAGUUCUGGAAACCUCCUAAAAUUGUGCCAAGAAUUAUUGGGGGACAUUCCACCCGAAAAUAUGUUCACAGGGAAUCAGAUAAAGUUGUCGUGGCUAAAUACCAGAUUUCGGGAAUUACCAAAUGACGUCAACCUAGGAACAAUUGUACAGUAUGCACGCGCUCACAUCCUAAUACUAAUUUGCAGUAUGUUAAUGCCAGGUAUAUUAGCUAGUCUCGUACAUUUUAUGUAUUUGCAAUUGUUAAGAGACUUGGCUCAUGUUUCAAACUUUACUUGGGGAUCCGUAGUGUUGACAUGUCUGUAUCGUGCACUGGAUCACAGUACAAAGUUCCAACAAGAUAACAUUGGUGGAUGCAUGUUAUUGCUGCAGUGUUGGCGUGAGAGAGAUUCACAUGUAUCUCUCCAGAAAUACAACCAGUCACGGAUGACGAGAUUGUUGGUGGCCUUGCGUUCCCCUUAAGCGUGAGGUGGUGUUGGCAAACACGUUCCGUCUUCCAUGACCAAACAAUUGUGGUUGAGUUCCGAAAAAAUUUGAUAAAAUUCAACCAAAAUAGGUUCAUUAUCACCAGUGCUAUGCUAAUUUGUUUGUACAAAUUCGAUUUGUUUUUUUUUAUGUUUAAUAUUAACCUUAAUUUUUGCAUUUUUUAUGGACAUCAUAUCGACAACCCUUGGUUAGUCCUUGAUCAUCAUAAAUGUUUCGCCCAUAAGUCGGGCAUUGGUUCCCCUGAUCUGUUUUACAACUAUCGAAUUUCACCAAGUCGACCGGGUUGUCAGACAAUUUGGUUGGCGAUAGAGCAUCCCAGUUGACCUGAUGAACUUGGAUGAGAUUCACAGAAUUGAUCUCCGAGGAAGGGGGAAAUUAAUUGGAGGCAAUAUCAUCAUCGAUUUAUAAUACUAUGGAAUAAUCGUCAUAAUUUUGUUGUUCAAGGCAAACUUUUUAGCAAGAGAGGUCAUCUGCGUGAUACCUUUCCCUACGUGCAAUGGUACAUAAAUUUUACCAUCUGUUAUAUCUCGCCUAUUGCGCAAUCAUUUGAUAAUGAUGUGAGAAUCAUUUAUUUUCGAUUUUUCAUAAAUUAUAAUUUUUAUUAUUAUUGAAUUUCAAACAUGUCAAGUAAUUAUUAUUUU